This is a messenger RNA of Cyprinus carpio (common carp), 903 nucleotides long. Its product is annotated as ras-related protein Rab-3D-like. The record is from RefSeq and is a predicted model, not a curated record. Gene Ontology annotation, molecular function: GTP binding; GTPase activity. Gene Ontology annotation, cellular component: synaptic vesicle; endosome; plasma membrane. Gene Ontology annotation, biological process: protein secretion; protein localization to plasma membrane; regulation of exocytosis. Lineage: Eukaryota; Metazoa; Chordata; Actinopteri; Cypriniformes; Cyprinidae.
GCUCCCUCACGCUCGCUCUGCACGCACGCACGCACACUCAAACACAAUCACACUCACGCACUGACGGAGUUUGUUACACACGCGUUUCCACGCGAAGAAGUCCCAGUGGCUUUUACCGGAGCACGAGAUAAAGCACCGAGUAUCCGUGUGAAGAUGGCAUCAGUUACCGACUCGCGUCUCCAGCCGUCACAGAAAGACGCCGCUGACCAAAACUUCGACUACAUGUUUAAACUCCUCAUCAUCGGCAACAGCAGCGUCGGUAAAACCAGCUUCCUGUUUCGCUAUGCGGACGAUUCCUUCACUUCAGCCUUCGUCAGCACGGUGGGGAUCGACUUUAAGGUCAAAACGGUUUUUCGCAACAACAAAAGAAUCAAACUGCAAAUCUGGGACACAGCCGGACAGGAGCGCUACAGAACCAUCACUACAGCGUAUUACAGAGGAGCCAUGGGCUUCCUGCUAAUCUAUGACAUCACAAACCAGGACUCGUUCUUCGCCAUUCAGGACUGGGCCACUCAGAUAAAGACAUACUCAUGGGACAACGCACAGGUGAUUCUGGUGGGCAACAAGUGUGACCUGGAAGAUGACAGACUCAUUCCGACAGAGGACAGUCAGAGAUUGGCUCAUGAACUCGGUUUCCAGUUUUUUGAGGCCAGCGCCAAAGACAACAUCAACGUCAAGCAGGUUUUUGAGUGUCUGGUGGACGUGAUAUGUGACAAGAUGAAUGAAAAUAUGGACGGAGAUGGUCCAGUGUCCAACCACAAAGACUCCAGUCCGCAGGACACGUCCUCUGAGGGACACGCCGGCUGUGCCUGCUAAAACACACUCUUUCCGUCUUUAUCAUGUAGAGGACUUCUCUUCACAUAUUCACGACUACUUGGGAUAAUCUUUCUUUCCUUCUUUUAA